Molecule: messenger RNA, 1380 nt
Organism: Mytilus trossulus (common blue mussel)
Lineage: Eukaryota; Metazoa; Mollusca; Bivalvia; Mytilida; Mytilidae
Exons: 7
Coding region: 1-1380 (459 amino acids)
Source: RefSeq, a predicted model, not a curated record
AUGUUCAUUUCUGCUAAGGUUUUCUAUACUUUGACAGGAAAAUAUCCAACGAGAUAUGCUGAAGUAUUAACAGUAACAGCAUGUAUGGUGGGAAAUGAUACAGACUGUGAACACAACUGGAAUGUGUCUGUAAUGCAUUGUGGGGAAUAUAAUGUUGCAUACUAUGGAUCGCCUCAGUAUCAUACAAAUACUGGCUGUGGAAGAUAUUGUAUGGAAUACACCAAUGAUCCCUGCUCUAACUACAGCGUUAUAGACUAUGACUUCACAAGACAUCAAGACUACUACGAUGAUACAUACAUACACACCUGUGAUUAUCAAUGGUCAAAAGGGUGGUAUUAUUUUGAAGGUGGUUAUAACUUAUCCACAACCCCGGCAAAAUCCGGUCAGUGUGGAUCAUAUAAUCCAAUUUGGAUUAAUGAAACAAUAGAACAAACAGUUGACACAGAUAUGGUGUAUCUUAGAGCAUGCGAAGGUUAUUCGUACGAAUGUGGCUACACCUGGAGCAUACCCAUGAUGGAAUGUGGAAGUAGAAAUAUUAUGUAUCUUAGACAGAAAGGAAUGUGUGGACGAUAUUGUCUAGAAUCGAGAAACUCCUUCGAUGUUUCUACCACACCAUCGUAUGUAUGGGAUGAGCCUUGUCAUUGGCACAAUGUGAUAACAAGUAAAUUUGAUAGAUCUGUCAAUUAUACACUACAAAGUGGAGAAUAUGAAGAAUGUUACGACAUGGAAAUCUACAUGGAAGGAUGGUACAAAUUUAGUGGGAACGAAAUAAUACCAACUCAUCCUCCUAAGCAAGGACAGUGUGGUUCAUCUAGACCUAUCUGGCUGGACGGUAUGUAUCCAACAACAUAUGGUGAAAUAGCCUCAAUGACAGCAUGCAUGGUGGGAAAUGAAACCGAAUGUGGAAACAGCUGGAAUGUUUCUGUAAUGCAUUGUGAUGGAUACAAUGUUGCACAUCUGAAACCUACAUAUUUCAUGACAAGCUGUAGCAGGUAUUGUAUAGAAUACACAAAUGAUCCCUGCUCUAACUACAGCAUUAUAGACUAUGACUUCACAAGACAUCAAGACUACUACGAUUAUUUGUACAAUCACAACUGUGAUUAUCUAUGGUCAGACGGCUGGUUUUACUUUGAAGGUGGUUAUAACUUAUCAACAACCCCGGCUAUGUCCGGUCAGUGUGGAUCAUAUAAUCCAAUUUGGAUCAAUGAAACAAUCGAACAAACAGAUGACACAGAUCUGGUAUAUCUUAGAGCAUGUGAAGGUUAUUCGGGCGAAUGUGUCUAUACCUGGAGCAUACCCACGAUGCAAUGUGGAAGUAGAAAAAUUAUGUAUCUUAGACAGAAAGGAAUGUGUGGACGAUAUUGUCUAGGUUGGUAUUGA